This is a messenger RNA of Penicillium subrubescens, 1638 nucleotides long. RefSeq names its product sugar porter family MFS transporter. Gene Ontology annotation, biological process: transmembrane transport; carbohydrate transport. Gene Ontology annotation, cellular component: membrane. Bases 1 to 1638 code for a protein of 545 amino acids. The transcript is spliced from 3 exons. Gene Ontology annotation, molecular function: carbohydrate:proton symporter activity. Lineage: Eukaryota; Fungi; Ascomycota; Eurotiomycetes; Eurotiales; Aspergillaceae. The record is from RefSeq and is a predicted model, not a curated record.
AUGGCUACCGAUAAACGAGCCGAUUCUCUCGCCACCAAGCCAAAGCAAACGGGCAAAGCAGAGACAGAACAUGACGAGACAAUCUAUGCGGAGCCCAGCUUUCUUCAAUCCGUUUCAUAUGGCCCUGGUGGCAUCUCAGGGAUCGUCAGCUCCCCUUAUGUCUCCGGUGCGGCUGUCCUCGCAUCCUUGGGCGGGUUCUCAAUGGGAUACGACAUGGGGGUGAUUUCAAUCAUCAAUGUGAUGGAUCAGUUUCAUACAAAGUAUCCGUUUGCAGCAACCGCCUUUGGGAAGGAGUUUAUGACAGCAAUGUUGCUGCUGGGAGCUUUCGUGGGCUGCAUCUUCAUGCCUUACGCGGCAGACCGAUACUCUCGAAAAUGGGCAUUGACAGCGGUCGUGGUGAUCUUUGACAUCGGGGCAAUAAUUCAAACCGCAGCACCAAAUUAUGGAGCAUUGGUUGCUGGUAGGUUUAUUGGAGGAAUUGGUGUUGGAACAUUGGCAAUGGGCGCACCUCUUUACAUAUCAGAAAUUUCCCCUCCAAAUAUUCGUGGAACACUACUCGUUCUCGAAUCAAUCUCCAUCACCUCUGGCGUGGUGAUAGCAUACUGGAUUAGCUUUGGAAGCAGAAGCAUCACGGGAGAAGGAGCGUUCCGAUUGCCAUUCGGGCUACAAAUGAUCACCGCAACUCUUCUGGGUGCUGGAAUUCACUUCUUCCCAUAUUCACCUCGCUGGCUUGCGCUUGUGAAUCGCUCAGACGAUUGUCUUAAGAGCCUUGAGAGACUACGGAGAUUGCCAACCCACGACGAGAGAGUGCAAGCAGAGUUUCACGGUAUCAUGGCCGAAGUCAACUUUCAGAAGCUUGCCCAACAGAAGCGACACCCGGGUAUAAGCGGAAUUAAGCUGGAGCUUGCGCUGUGGGCAGAUCUUUUCAAGCGCAAGUAUUGGAGACGCACCGCGGUUGGCGUUGGAGUUGCCUUUUUCCAACAGUUCUCAGGAAUUAAUGCCUUUAUUUAUUAUGCACCAACAUUGUUUACAUCGCUGGGCCAAACCAAUGAAAUGUCUUUGAUUAUGUCGGGUGUCUUCAACAUUCUUCAGAUGGUCGCUGCAGUUGUAUGCUUCCUUAUUAUCGAAAAAGUCGGCCGGCGUCCAUUGGCAAUUUUUGGUGGAUUCGGAACAGCCGUAACAUACGCCAUAAUAGCGAUUUUAUCCGGACUCUAUGAAAAGGACUGGGAAUCUCACCGGAGCGCAGGCUGGGCCUGUGUAGCGAUGGCGUUCCUGUUUAUCCUCACAUACGGUGUCUCGUACUCGCCGCUCGGAUGGGCUCUCCCCUCUGAAGUUUUCUCCACUGCCACUCGAUCAAAGGGUGUUGCGCUUUCUACAUGUGUGAUCUGGCUUUGCGACUUCAUCAUCGGUAUCUCCGUUCCGAGUAUGAUGGAAAACAUCACCUAUGGCACGUACAUAUUCUUCGCUGCGAUGUGCUUCCUGGCCGGUAUCUGGGCGUACUUCUUGGUCCCAGAAACUAGUGGCAAGACUUUGGAAGAGCUUGACGAAGUGUUUGGAGAUACCAGUGGACAGGAGGAGAGGGAUCUCGUUGCGGAAGCCAUGCAAGCCACGAGACGUGCUGCUGAGACGACCGUCUAA